Oppia nitens is the source of this 1469-nucleotide messenger RNA. RefSeq names its product tRNA-dihydrouridine(16/17) synthase [NAD(P)(+)]-like (gene Dus1). The record is from RefSeq and is a predicted model, not a curated record. Gene Ontology annotation, biological process: tRNA processing. The coding region runs from base 108 to 1469 and encodes 453 amino acids. The transcript has 7 exons. Gene Ontology annotation, molecular function: flavin adenine dinucleotide binding; tRNA dihydrouridine synthase activity. Lineage: Eukaryota; Metazoa; Arthropoda; Arachnida; Sarcoptiformes; Oppiidae.
UGAGUUAAUGCAACAAAACAUACAAACAAUUAACAUAUGAUUUGUGUUUUUGUUAUUUAUUGAUAUAUUUGGAUAUAUUUGGAUAAAUGUGAUAAAAAUAUAGUGAAAUGAGUGACAAUAGUAAUGAGUUUUACUGUCAGACACUUAAAGGUUGUCGUCAUGUGAUGGCACCGAUGGUGGAUCAGUCGGAACUGGCCUUCAGAUUAUUAGGUCGACUAUAUUAUGGCAUUCAAUGUUGUUAUACACCAAUGAUUAACGCAAAUUCAUUCAUUAAUAAUAUUAAAUAUCGUAAUCAAUGUCUACAAACGUCACCCGAAGACCGACCACUUAUUCUUCAGUUUUGCGCCAAUAAUACGGAAGUGCUGUUGAAGGCAUCAAAGUUGGCAGUCGGUCACUGCGAUGCCAUUGACAUAAACCUUGGUUGUCCCCAAGCCAUUGCUAAACGUGGACAUUACGGAGCUUUUCUUAUGGAUGAAUGGCAUCUAAUCUAUGAUAUGAUAAGCCGUAUAUCGAGUGAACUAAAAGUGCCGAUAACUUGUAAAAUAAGAAUAUUUGCCGAUUUGAACAAAACUAUUGAUUUCGCAAAAAUGUUGGAAAAAGCAGGGGUUUCCAUGAUUUGUGUUCACGGCCGACGUCGGGAACAAAAAGGACCACAAACUGGUUUGGCUGAUUGGACUUAUAUUAAGGCAAUCAAAGAAGCCGUCAAAGUGCCGGUAUUUGCCAACGGAAAUAUCCUUUCAUUAAGUGAUGUCGAGAAGUGUUUUAAUGAGAUACCAGUGGAGGCUGUUAUGUCAGCUGAAGGUUUACUCCAUAAUCCGGCCCUUUUCACCGGUAAACCCGUUGCCGUUUGGACGGUUGCCGAACAAUAUUUAAAUCUUGUUAAUCAAUAUCCAUGUCCUCUAUCAUACACGAGGGGACAUAUAUUUAAGUUCUUUCAUCACUGCUUUAUGUUAGAGUCAAAUGAAGAUUUGCGAGAAAAAGUAGCGAAAGCCCAUACCAUCGAUGUGUUUGAAAAUGUAACUAAAGAAUUGAAAAAUAGAUAUGAAAAACAAUAUAAUAGUGAGUCUAUAAUUAGUAACAAUUGGACAGAUGGUUCAACUUUGCCUCCAUAUAUAUGUCAGCCUUAUAUUAGACCCGAACCGAAACCAAUCAUUUCAAUGGCAAAUAAGAGAUCUCCUGAAGACGAUAAUAUUGAGACAGAGAGUAAAAAGCUAUCAAAGAAAAAGUUGAAACGUAUGAAUCGUAGUAUCAAUCAUACAGAUCGGGUCAGAGCUGUUAGUAAACGGAUUUUAUGCACAUUAUGUCCGAAUCCAAAGGCAGAGAAAUGUGAUUAUAAUUUUUGCCGAUCCUGUUGUCGCAAAAAGACUUUCGAAGAAACCCUUGACUGUACCGGUCAUAAAUUUCAAAUGAAAGGUCGACUCAUUAAGAAAAUGCAAAAUAACGAUAUAUUAAAUGAUAAUAAUAAAUAA